AGCAGUCUUUGCGGCUCGCCAAAGCUACUAGCAGGUGCACGCCUACGCUAGAUAAAACCAUCAAGUGUAAUCCUCGCUAACCGUAGCUGUAUCCUAGGCGGCUGCUUUCUGUGUCUACCUUAUCAACAGUUCGAGCUCAACGUGCGGAGAUGGACAACUCGGGGAAGGAAAAGGAAGCCAUUCAGCUGAUGGCUGAUGCUGACAAAAAAGUCAAGUCAUCAGGCUCUUUCUUAGGAGGGAUGUUUGGAGGUGGACCUCACAAGGUGGAGGAGGCCUGUGAGAUGUACUGCAGAGCCGCCAACAUGUUCAAGAUGGCCAAGAACUGGAGCGCCGCGGGGGCGGCCUUCUGCAAGGCUGCGCGGAUCCACAGCCAGCUGCAGAACAAGCACGACUGUGCCACCAGCUUCAUCGACGCAGGGAACGCCUACAAGAAGAUCGACCCAAACGAGGCAAUCAAGUGUUUAAACGCAGCCAUCGAUAUUUACACUGACAUGGGAAGAUUCACCAUCGCAGCCAAACAUCACAUAAGCAUCGCAGAGAUCUACGAGGCUGAGUUGGUGGACAUAGAAAAGGCAAUUGCACAUUAUGAACAAGCAGCGGAUUAUUACAAAGGAGAGGAGUCAAACAGCUCGGCCAACAAGUGUCUGCUAAAGGUGGGCGCCUACAGUGCUCAGUUGGAGCAGUACGCCAAGGCCAUUGAGAUCUAUGAGCAGGUGGGCUCAAACACCAUGGACAACCCCCUGCUCAAGUACAGCGCCAAGGAGUACUUCUUCAAAGCCUCACUGUGCCACUUCAUCGUGGAUGAGCUCAACGCCAAGAUCGCCGUGGAGAAGUACGAGGAGAUGUUCCCGGCCUUCUCAGACUCGAGAGAGUGCAAGCUGCUGAAGAAACUGCUGGAGGCGCAUGAGGAGCAGAACUGCGAGGCGUUCACCGAGGCGGUGAAGGAGUUUGACUCCAUCUCCCGCCUGGACCAGUGGCACACUACCCUGCUGCUGCGCAUCAAGAAGACCAUCCAGGGGGACGAGGGAGACCUCAAGUAGCGGGGGGAAAGGGGGAGCGAGAGACGGAGAGGGAGGAGGGGAUAGAGAAGAUUGAAAUGGGGUGGAAAAACGCAGCAAUUGAAAAAUCGUCCAUCAAGGCAUGCUUACCCUUCCUUAGCCCAUUCCCCUGGUCAACCCCCCCCCCCCCCCCCUCCCACUCUACCAUUCCUUCUUCUACAGCACUUCUUACACUCACACACAUACACUGACACUUCUCAAAUGUCACCCAGGUUAACCCCCAUACAACGUUUUCCCCCGUGCUGCUGAUAUCCGCCAGGCAUUACUGAAGCGUCGUAUUCUCAUGUUGAUAUUUAAAAGCUGUGCUUCUCAUUAUUCAGGGUGUGAUUCCUCCCUACCACCCACGCCUCCUAGCCUGGUCUGUUUUUUAGAGCAGAGGCUGCAUUCCCCUUUAACAGCCUUUAGGACCCAGGGGUUAUCUACGCUGGGGGCAAACGUAACGGCGCAGAGGUGAGUGGGAUGUUGGCAGAAGGGAUUGCACAGAGUAUAGUUCUAUAUUUUCUUUGUUCUUUUUCUUAUCUGGUAUUUUAGAUGGAAACAAUCUUUGUCUUUUAUUUAUACUAUGUGUUGCAAAAAAAGAUUGUUAUAAAUCUAUUUCUAUACGUGUGUUGGGUAUAUUUACAGAUUGUAAGGAUUGCAAGGAUAAUUACAUGUAGACUUUUAAAUGUUUCAGAUUGACGUUUUGUUUAAUAUCUAUAUAUAUCCUGCUGAUUUAAACUUUGAUUUGUUUUUUAAAUGCAUUGUGGAAUUGUAACGACAACCAAGAGUCCAACUUGAGUUGGGAUAUAAAUUACUUCAUGGUCAUGAUUAAGGUGACCCUAGAAUAUCAGGACAGACCUUUAGAAAACUUGCAACGCGAGUAUCAUUAGAGACUUGUGCCGUUUCCUUUAUCUUGUGUCGUAGAGUAAGCGAAGGCCCAUUAGUGUCAUGCACCUUCGAGGCGACCCAUGUGUUUAUAGCAUGUCAUUGUGUAUCGGUGUAUUUUAGCCACAUGUUAGCCAUGUGCUUCAUCUCUCUGUGUCUCCGCCACACCAAAGUUUUUCUAAGCGGUCCACAGCCCUGCGUAUCAAGCUUCUUCCGGGAAAAACGACCGCGGCAUACUGUUUUGAUUUCACCUGUAUGCUUGUGAAAGAUUAUCGUAAUAAAAGAUUAUUAAACACA
Molecule: messenger RNA, 2219 nt
Organism: Gadus macrocephalus (Pacific cod)
Lineage: Eukaryota; Metazoa; Chordata; Actinopteri; Gadiformes; Gadidae
Gene: napbb
Product: N-ethylmaleimide-sensitive factor attachment protein, beta b
Exons: 11
Coding region: 150-1040 (296 amino acids)
Biological process (GO): SNARE complex disassembly; synaptic transmission, glutamatergic; intracellular protein transport
Cellular component (GO): synaptobrevin 2-SNAP-25-syntaxin-1a complex; vacuolar membrane; terminal bouton
Molecular function (GO): soluble NSF attachment protein activity; syntaxin binding
Source: RefSeq, a predicted model, not a curated record